Rhizophagus irregularis DAOM 181602=DAOM 197198 is the source of this 627-nucleotide messenger RNA. RefSeq lists its product as uncharacterized. The record is from RefSeq and is a predicted model, not a curated record. NCBI's taxonomy places the organism in Eukaryota, Fungi, Glomeromycota, Glomeromycetes, Glomerales, Glomeraceae.
AUGAAAAAAAGAGUAUCAUCAGAACUAAGUGAUGAUAAGAUUGAAAAGAUUUAUCAAACAUUUGGUUUUAUAUUCAGUAAAUGCUGGGCUAAAUUUAGUUAUGCAUAUAAAUAUAAAAAUAGGAAAAGAUAUGUCAAUCGUUUAAUUGAUAGUGCAAAAGUUAUCCAACGGACUUGUAGAGCUUUCAAGUUGAGACCUGAAACAUGGGCAAAACAAGUUUGGAAUAUGGUGAGGAAUGAUGGUACUCCUGACAAGAAGAAGUUUCUAUCUCCUCGUGGUAAAAGAGAUAUUUAUGAUCCAUAUGUAUGGUAUAUUGAUCGAAAAAUUCUAGCUAAAGAUUUACCUGAAUUUUUUCUGAAUAAUCUAUAUCAUGAUGGUCAUGUUCCACAUGAGUGGGUAGAAAAGAAGAGUGAUCAGUUACAUAAUCGAUUAGGUAAUAUAGCAUAUAUAGUUGCUUUUAUAGUAUUACAUCAGCAAAACUAUAGAAUCAUUACAUAUGAUGGUGAUUGGUCUUAUAUGUUAAAGUGGCUAUCGAAUCCUAAAUAUUACCGUAUUAAUAAAUAUUAUAACAAUGGCAACGUAAACUUUGUUAAAAGUAAAGCUCUGAAUGGUUCUGGUUCAAUCUGA